Choloepus didactylus (southern two-toed sloth) is the source of this 3302-nucleotide messenger RNA. RefSeq lists its product as uncharacterized. The transcript is spliced from 3 exons. NCBI's taxonomy places the organism in Eukaryota, Metazoa, Chordata, Mammalia, Pilosa, Megalonychidae. The record is from RefSeq and is a predicted model, not a curated record. The coding region runs from base 21 to 953 and encodes 310 amino acids.
GUGUUGUGAGUGCAUGUGAAAUGGGGAACCCCCACCCCACCCCGCCCCCUCCCUGCUCCUGGGGCCCACUCACACUACGCCCUCACCCGUGCCCCCCACCCCACCUCCCCACAGUGACACUGGCCCUGGGGGACGGGGGUGCUGGGAGAGGAGGACCUUUUCCCGUGGCAUUAGAAGGGGGAGGGACAGCUGGGGGUCCCUCACCCCCACCCCUGACCUGCCCUCGAAUCAGUGUUGGAGCCUCCUCUUCCCCUCGGUGGAUCCUCAGUCAUGAUUUUGGCAACUUUGGGAAUAAAGGACAAUUCUCACAGGUGUGGCUCCCCCAGGCUCCCCUCCAUGGCUCGCGUGCCCCCAAGCCCCACCGUGGGCCCCCAAGGCUGUGCUCUCUUGGCCUCCUGGGGGCAGCUGGGGACCAGCCUCUCCGAGAGGCGGUGGCUUCUCUGGCCCUGCGUGUGUGUGAGGUCCAGACCCUCACUCCUGACGGGGUCUCUGGCGGGAGGCCCGUGGGUGUGGGGGCUUCAGCACAGGCCCCAGUGGGGUCUGACGGCCGUGGGGUCACGUGGGACGUCGACACUGGUGAGCACUUCUGGGGACGGCAGCUGGGGGACGCCUCUGCUGGCCUCGCCUGGCCCUGGGCCGGCACGGCUGAUCAUCCUGUCCUCCACGGAGCCAAGCCCGGGAUCCCCGAGAAAGCCUUUCUCGGUCGAGCAAAUGGGCGUCCAAAAGUCCCCGUUUGCAUCUGUGUGCUCGCCCUGGGCCGAGCCCCCCUCGCCAGCACGAGGCCAGGGCCCCCAGCCCUCCCCGAGGUGUGUGCCCUGCCAGCUCCACUGAAGCUGGACAUGGGCCUUGUCCUCGGCCCCCAGCCUAGGGGACUUAGCGGUGGAUCUGCCCAAGUCCACGGUCCCCCAAAUGCCUGUCCCCCCUGCCGUGGGGGCUGCUUCUGCCGCUCCUGAUGGCUGGGUCCGUUCCUUCAGCCUCACCUUCAACAGCAGUUCUCAGAGCCCUCGCCGGGGAGCCAUGCUGGGGCCGGGUCCCCAGCCUUGGAGACCUCAUUGUCAUGGCACAGGGGGGCCGUGCUGGCCCCCACGACAGCCCACCUCCUUGUCACCCGAGGAGACGCCUCCCACGUUGAACAGGGUGGCCUGCGGCCCCCCAGGAGGUCACAGUGAGGGGCUGUGGCGCCUGAGCCUGCGAGACGGCCCCGGGCGGGAACCGGGGUCAGGUUCCCUGUCGGCUGCUGCAGCCUGUGCCCUGGCCGACUCGGUGUCGCCGCCUCCCGCCGACCAGGCUCGCGUCUGGGGGUCGCGGGUGCACCGACUUAGAAGGGCACGGGCCUGGGGCUGCGUCUGCAUCAAGGUUCACCGUCCCGCGUGGGCGUCACCCCGGGAGGGCAGCGGCCUCAGGGUGGUGGCGCCGAGACUUGGUUUGUUCUUGUCUUCCUCUCCUUCCUUUACAGCCUCGGGGAAACGCAAUCCACCAGGGACUGCGUGUCCCCUUAUCCCUUCCAGGGUGUGGCAGCUGCGAGCCGCCCCGUGAGGGAGAGCUCAGUGGGCGACUCUCACCCGUGAGCGUGGUUCACGCCCGCUCAGCGUUCGUCGUUUUUCUUUCCUUCGCCCACCCAGGAUUCAGCUACCCCCUCACUCACGGGAUGUGCUCGUCAGACCAGCCCCCUUAGGUCUCGCUCGCCUUCUUACAUGUGCUCAAACUUGUCCGGACUGCCUCUCUGAUUCGUUCUCUAGAAAUUCCUCGCGGUGUAGCUCUGUAGACAGACUGGGAAGAGGUUCAUCAAUUUUGAAAGGAGUAGGAUGAGAGUGGGUGUCCAUGUCUUAUUCCACAUUAAUGUAAAUGGCAUUGAAGAAGGAAGGAAUGAGGGAGUGUGUCAGAUGCUACCGUGAGUAUAGCCUAAAAUGGAGAGUAAAUAGUCCAGUUUUCAUGACACCUAAAACACAGACCUACACUAGCAGAGGCCCAAGAAAAUAUUCAAUAAAUGUUGUUGUGGUGGUGAAAAUCUGUGUUCAUAACUCUGGAUACUAUAGUGGCAUUAAUCCAUUUCUCAACUACAUACAUACACAUAUGUAUUUUUACUGUUUAUAUUAGGUCUUGCUUUCUUAUUUAGAAAAUGAUAUAAUCUGGUGGGUUACAUGAAAAUCCUUAUUUAAUCACCUCCAAAACAUAUUAGUUUAUCUUACAGAAAAUUAAAAGGAAAACACUUGGACAUUGAGCUGAAAGUUCAUGAUGUUUAUUGGAAAGGAAUAUGUUUUACAUAUUCAUAAGACCCAAACAAGACAACCAUGUCAGUAUUUGAAAUGUAAUGUUUCCUAAUUUAGCUACUUAAUUUAUGUUCACAAUUCAUGAAUGUUCCAUACUUUUCUGCUAUAACUUUGUACCAGGUAUGAAACAAGCACAAAAGUUUUUAUCUAUGAGCAUGUCAUUUUUUAUAAAUGUGUUGUGCACCGAGUCUUAUUCCUCUUGCUCAGGAUAAACUGGCGGAGAGGCAGUGCCCAGACUCAUCACAGGGCAGAUCCUCAGGAAGCCUUGGCCAUCAGUCAUUGGGUGUGAAGGAGCAAAAAAUGGGCGCAGUGGCUCUGCAGCCGAAAAUUUGGUGAAUGUAAAGAUGUGGGAUCCGUUGCUAAUGUCACAAAAGGAAAUGCUUCCAAUAUCCAUGUCCAGGAAAAUCCCCACUCGGUCUAAUCGAGGGUUCACCUGCAGAGGAGUCAGGGGUACAGUGCUGGCUGAGUAGAAGUCUCCGUUUGUUAACCCCACAGUCCAGAAGCCACGCUCUGAAGUCAGUACGAUCUCCUCCUGUCGAGGAACAGAGUCUUUGCAGACGCCCAGGUCCCACUCUUUGCUUGUUCCCACCUCCACCUCCCAGUAGUGGCGGCCACAGGUGAACCGAGGGGUGCCCAGGACACAGAUGGGGUGGAAUCUCUCAGCGCGCUGUUCCCGAUUCUGUUUGAAGAAUCCACAUUUCAUUCUCCUCCGGUCGUCAGAGAUGAUGAGGUAGUUGUUGGCUGUGUCCACAUCCAAGGUCAUAUCCACUGGGGAAAGAAAAGUGGUUCAGCAAAUAUUGGCCCACUCCUCGUUUCUACCAAAUGUCUCAUUCACUGUCACCUCUUGAAUUCUGCCCUUCCUCCCUAAAUCAGAAUUUUCUUGGGGAAACUUCCCUGACCUCCCUGAUCGAGUUAAAUUUUGUAUAUAGAAUGAAUGGACCUAAUUGUAACAAUAAUUCGUCUUAUAGUAGGAAUUCUUUUUACAUUGUUAUGUGAUUAUGUGAUUAAAUAUUUUUCUUCCCUUAAGUGUGA